UUCCUCAGAGCUGCUCAAAUUUCCCCAAACUCAUUUCUUUGUCCCGGUUGGAACACGGACGUCUCCCCUCUGUGUUUAAGUCGUCUCUCGCUACCAUGCAGAUGUUUCGAAGUGUCCCGUUAUUUCUUCUCGUCGCAGUCGUUUGCUGUCAUGCCGAGGAGGGGAAGAGCAAAUCCAAGGUGUGUGCUAAUGUGUUCUGUGGUGCUGGCAGGGAGUGUGCUGUGACAGAGAAGGGGGAACCUUCCUGCCUGUGCAUCGAGCAAUGCAAACCUCACAAGCGCUCCGUGUGUGGCAGUAAUGGUAAGACCUACCGUAACCACUGUGAGCUCCACCGCGAUGCCUGCCUGACCGGCCUCAAGAUCCAGGUACACCAUGACGGGCACUGCCAAGAGAAAAAGACGGACAAGGCCAUUGCAGCCAGCCCAAUCGUGUGCUACCUGAGUGACAGGAACGAGCUACGCAGCAGGGUCAUCCAGUGGCUGCAGAACGAGGUGGUCCCUGGGGGCUGGUUUGUCAAGGGCUCCAACUUCUCAGAGAUCCUGCUGAAGUACUUCAAGGACUAUGACAAUGGAGACUCUCAACUCGACUCAGCUGAGUUCCUCAAGUUCCUCCAGCACAACGAAACAGCCAUCAACAUAACCUCCUAUGCUGAUGAGGAGAAUAAUCGCCUGCUCAGGAGCCUGUGUGUGGAUGCCCUUAUCGAGCUCUCAGAUGAGAACGCUGACUGGAAGUUGAACUUCGAUGAGUUCCUCAACUGCCUCAAGCCUGGCUAUAACCCACCAGAGAGGAAGUGUGCUCUGGAGGACGAGACAUAUGAGGACGGAGCAGAGACCCAGGUUGAGUGCAACCGCUGUGUCUGUGCCUGCGGAAAUUGGGUGUGUACAGCUGUGACCUGCGAAGGUACAAACAAAGUGCCUGCUGUGGAGGCGACGGAAGGAGCAGACCAGGAGAUGACAGAGGAGGAGUGGACACUGAGAGUGGCUGAGCUCAACAAGCACCAGGAAACUGUGGAGAAAAUGAAGGCGAGCACUAAGGAAAUUUAAGGAAAGGUCAGACAGAGAAAAGCCUCCUUCAGUCCUACCUACAACAAACAUCAUCAGGCUGAAUCCUUGGAGCACCUACUGUCACUAAAGUAAUGCAUCCUUGUUGUUUUUAUUUUUAUAUUACUUUUGUACUGUACCUAUAUCUAUUUUAAUAUUUUUGUAAAGAGGGGAGAAGUAGGAUUGUGUAUACCUCCAAAGUCAGUUAUUUGAUUUGAUUGUAACAAUCCCAAUAAUCAAAUAUCUCUCAGUCACCUAGUGGCAGGUUGAUAUUUUUAUUAUUUUUAAUAAAAUUUUUGUUGCUAUUUCUUUUAGUCAAAUUGGCUUCUCUAUACGAGAGAAGAGUGUGAAUUGCAGCAUUGGCUUAUAUGUACAAGAAAAUUAUGUGAAUUGAAGCAGUUAAGAAAGCAAAACUGGUGAAGUAGGCCAGCUAUGUUUUACGGGAACCAACUGAUAUGAAUGCCAUAUCACAUAGCACCCACAUCACAGAGCAUUGAAAUAAGCCCGCCAGUCUCUGGAUGUAAAAUUCAGUAAGAAGCCUUAGCAUGCCAGGUGCAUUUAUUACAUUGGAUGUUGUUUUUUUUUACACCUGUUGAUUUUAUAUUGCCAGUAAAUGACACCACACAAGGCCGGCAUAUCAAAGGUGAAAACAAAUAGCUGAAUAGUAAAUGUGCCUGAAUAAGAUUAAGUGUGAUUACAUUUGCCUGAUACUACUCAUAUCAUAAGAAAUAUAUACAAUAAAACCUGUUGGCCAACAACAUGUGAUGGUGAUCCUACAGUAAGAUUAGAUGUGUUCAAGGUUGACUGGUUUUAAAGGGUUCGAUCUAUGGACUGUAACUAAACUGACAGUGUAAUGAGACAAUGCAAUGGUUCAAUUUGUAGCCAGCAGUGGAAAUGUUCAUUGGAUUGUGAAGUAAAACUAAACAAUUAAAGAAGGAUUCAGGCUACCAAAGUACAUAAAUGGUGCUUGUUUUAAUCAGUACUACAUUCUUAGGCAAGCUUGUUUCUUAAACCAGCAAUAAACUGAAUACAUUUUAGAAUGUUUAGGGGGAAUAUUUCAAGGACAAUGACUAUUGUGGUUUAGACUAAGUGGAUAAAAUGUACUUUGGGAUUUUAUAAUGCACAGAUUAGUAAUAGCCUUCUUAUGUGUUCUGGUGCUAUAUAUGUCUUUCCUACUUAUUUAAAACAUAUUUAGUUUGGUUUAUCUGAGACUUACAGGUAUGCUUGAUUUGCCAAUAGUAUUGUCUUUAAUUUGAUUGAUGAUAUCUCUUUUGCAAGUUGAUUCAUGCGGGUCUCGUAUGUAGGUAAUUUCAUUUAAUGAAUUUAUCUGGCAGAAGGAUUGGGGAAAAAACUCUUAAAAUACACUGAAAGGUCCAGUGCAGUCAACCUUUUUGUUUUUGUCUGCAUUUUAAAUCCUAUCCUACAACAGCAGAUCGAACUAACACUGUAAAGAUAUUUAAAAUGUUGAUAAAUGUUAUUUCCUGUUAUUUGCUGGUUGAAAAUGUGAUCUUUACAUAAUCUUCUAAUAACCAGGCUUGCAUGGGCAGGAAUUUUGUCUUGCUUGGUGGUUAAUAGAUAAUAACAAAGACAGUUUCAAACCCUCUCUGCCAAUAACAGCUUGAGGUGAGUUCCACCUCCCCACUCACACCACUCCCAGACAGUCUUAGCCAAGCUCUUGCUUGAUAAAUAGUUUUGUGCAAAAAAAAUAUUUUGCCAGUUUAAUGGAUAUUUCUUAUAGUAAGGUACAUAACCUUUUUCCAAACUUUAUUUUAUACUGAUGUAAAAAUGGCUGAGUUUGGCCAUUAAAGGGUAUGCACAGCAAAAUCUGCACUUACUGAAUUUAAUAAACAUUUGAACUAAGCAAGGUGUAAUUAGUAUCCCCAAAGUAUGAAAAAUAAAUUGCUGCAUCUGUAGAGCCUUGUCUGAAAGCCCAGUCACGUGACUUGAGCCUGAAUCACUCAGAUUUAAUUUUGUGUUUCAGUGAGAGAGUCUGGCUUCCGCAAAACCUGUUUUUUACAUACUAAUUGACAACUGUGACCUAACAAAUCAAAACGUAACAACUGAAUGAUAUUUCUGGAUUAUUGUUUAUUGAACUGAAGUGAAACUAAAAUCACUGUCCAUGUGCUUUAAGAAGGUAUUACUGAAACCAAAGCUCAAAUGUAAUAUAGCAUACAGUUUAGUUUGUGUAGUAAUUUCUAGAAAGAAUGUUCAGGGCAUAAACUAGAACGAUCCUUCCUUUGUUAAAAAAUGUUUUUUAACAUUUUUGUUCUGUUUGUUUGUUAAUAUUUUAAUGUGGGGGAUCUCACUUCAACAUCUUUAUUUUGUGCGGCAUUCAGUGCCUUAAAUAUUCACUAAAGGACAACAUGCUGUCAUUCUUCAGAGAGCUGUGGCUGUCACUAUGAACUUGUGUCAAAUGUAUGGUGUGAUUGAAGUAGAUAGCCUUUGUCUGUUUUGUUUUUUUAUAUAGUCUCACUGUUAUAAAAAUACAAGCUCACUUUUUUUUCUGUUACAGUAUAGACUUAUUAACACAUUUACUCUCUGUUAUGAGUAUUUAGGCUGGUAUACUGGCUCAAAGCAAGCAAGUAUGCUGGCCUUAGACAUGCCAAUAAAUUUAAUGUAAUGGGA
Molecule: messenger RNA, 3665 nt
Organism: Esox lucius (northern pike)
Lineage: Eukaryota; Metazoa; Chordata; Actinopteri; Esociformes; Esocidae
Gene: fstl1a
Product: follistatin-like 1a
Exons: 11
Coding region: 96-1043 (315 amino acids)
Biological process (GO): multicellular organism development; cell differentiation; regulation of BMP signaling pathway
Molecular function (GO): calcium ion binding; protein binding
Source: RefSeq, a predicted model, not a curated record